GCCGACGCAGGGAAGCUGUUGAAGAACCUCUCUCCAUUCCGCCUCGCAUUUUGCCGGCGACGAAAGGAAAGUGCCAAAUUAUACAGGGAUCUUCCAAUUUCACAAGAAUCCGCUAUAAAUCGCUAUGUGUCACCGGCAUUGAAGUUCCUGUUGUCGAAAGUUGAAUGGUCUAGGCGGAUGAGGUGCAAGGGAGCAAGGAUGGAGCUAACUCUGGUUCAACCUGAUGAUUGGCAUCUUCAUCUGCGUGAUGGUGAACUUCUUCAAGCUGUUGUCCCUCACAGUGCAAAUCACUUUGGGGGGGCAAAUGUGAUGCCAAAUUUGAAACCUCCAGUUACUACCACUGCUGCUGCUGUGACUUCUCGGGAAUCCAUUUUGAAAGCAUUGCCUGCUGGUAGCAAUUUCAAUCCCCUAAUGACAUUGUAUUUAACAGAUACGACAAGUCCUGAUGAGAUAAAGCUUGCAAGUUCACUGACAAUAUUUGAUCUAUGGGCAAGAAGUAGCAAAGUUGUUUUUGCCAUUAAGUUAUACCCUGCUGGUGCAACCACAAAUUCUCAGGAAGGUGUCACAGACCUAUUGGGAAAAUGUUCGCUUGUCCUUGAGCAGAUGGUUGAGUACAACAUGCCUUUGCUGGUUCAUGGGGAGGUUACCGAUCCCAAUGUUUAUGUUUUCGAUUGCAGGAAUACUCUUCAUCGACACUGUUUUGCAACCUUUAAUCCAAAGGCUUCCAAAGUUAAAAGUUGUGAUGUAGCAUAUCACCACCAUGGAUGCCGUUAGGUUUGUUGAGUCUUGUGAAGAAGGUAUGCCUAAAUAGUAUAUUCCAGAGGAGUUUUACUACUUAUCUGACAUUUGAGGAGUUUUACUUUUUAUCUGACAUUCUUUUCUUCUAUAGGUCUUGCCAUAACCAUUUAACUUUCUUCCUUUCAGCCCCUUUAAUCUCACUAGUUCAUUUCCUUAGGAUUUGUAGCUGCAACUGUUACUCCUCGACAUCUUCUUCUUAACAGAAAUGUUCUCUUCCAAGGACGACUGCAACCACACAACCACUGCCUUCCAGUGCUCAAAAGAGAAAUCCACAGACAGGCUAUUGUUUCAGCAGUGACUAGUGGAAGUAAAAGAUUUUUCCUUGGAACUGAUGGUGCUCCCCAUGAGAGACGAAGAAAAGAAUGCCCUUGUGGUUGUGCUGGCAUUUAUAAUGCCCCAGUUGCCUUAGCCUUAUAUGCAAAGGUCUUUGAAGAGGUGGGUGCACUUGACAAACUAGAGGCAUUUACAAGCCUUAAUGGUCCGGACUUCUAUGGUCUUCCAAGGAACACAUCAAAGAUUAAAUUGAUCAAGACUUCAUGGAAAGUUCCAGAGUCUUUCUCAUUUUCAUUCGGUGAUAUCAUUCCUAUGUUUGCAGGUGAAACACUAGUGGCAAGCAUCCUCCUCAUAACUCGUAAGUCAGUUUUUACAAACAGACUAUAAUUUCAAAUUAUUUCUGGUCAUGCCUGCAUGGUAUGUUGAUUGCUGACAGUGUGAACUUGUAUUGUUUUCAAACUAGAGUUGAAGCAAACAAACUUUUGUUACUUUUUCAAACAACCUUACAUUAGAUAAUGAUAUGCAGCUCGGUGCAAAUUUUUGGUGGUUUGCUUUAUGUUGUGGAAUGUCUAAUUAACAUCACACGUUUUAUUAAUUUGUUGGUUUACAAUUAGAACUCUAAAUCAAAAGCCUAGAAGGCAGACAGAAAGGAGGAAAACAACAAUUGAAAAGUCCUCUUAUGACACUUAUAGUUGCUGAGUAUUCAUACCGAUUCGUAUGAGUCCUAGUGAAAGAAAAAUGUUCUCAUUUUAUUAUUAAUUUGUAUAUGCGUUAAAAUUUCAUUAGUUUGUUAUGCCACAUAGAAUAUAUAUAUAUAUAUAUGUAUAUAUCUAUAUAUUUAUUGCAGCACUUCAAUAUAUGCAUAAGAAAAUGUUAAGCUUACA
This is a messenger RNA of Rubroshorea leprosula, 1955 nucleotides long. The record is from the annotation of a GenBank genome assembly. Lineage: Eukaryota; Viridiplantae; Streptophyta; Magnoliopsida; Malvales; Dipterocarpaceae.